ACUUUUCGCACAUUGUUAAACCGCGGCUGAAACCACUGUCGCACGAACUCGGUGCAGGUCUUCUCUCUCUCUCCCUCUUCGGUCUUUUCUUAAUAUUUAGUACGACGGAUGGAUCUGCACUUAGGCGUCUAAGUCCAACCCAAAGUGUCCCCAGAAGAGGCCGUCCCCUGAUCAGGUAAUUUCCCAACAUAUAAAACCAUGAUUCCUGCUCAGAGGAGCAAACUGCAUUGUGCACAUCCUCCAUUUCUUGUGAUUAGUAGGACGCAUAUACACAUAUUCGCACCUCAAAUGGAGCGAAGGUUGCUUGGAGCAGCUCAAAAGGGCAAUGUCGAUGAGCUGAUCAACUUGAUCAGAAGCAAUGGGCUCAUCCUCGAGGAGGUGGCUCUCGAAGGAGCUGGUCACACACCGUUGCACGUCGCUUGUGUGGCCGGCCAUUUGAAUUGCGUCCGAGAGCUCCUGAAGUUGAUGCCGAAGUUCACGGAAAAAGUGAAUGCGGAUGGCUUCAGUCCUUUGCACAUUGCGGCAGCUCAAGGUCAUGUUGAGAUCGCGAGCGAGCUCUUGAGAGGGCGUCAACACCUGUGCUCUGUGAAGGGAAGGGAGAGAAGAGUACCUUUGCAUUACGCUGUCGUGAACGGGGAGCUCGAAGUCAUGAAGGUACUGCUCUCCGCUUCGCCUGAGUCCGUUGAAGAGACAACUGCCCGUGAGGAGACGGCGCUUCACCUCGCCGUGAACAACAACCGGUUUGAUGCGGUGGUUGUGUUGGUGGAGCAUCUGAAGCAGCACAACAAGGAGCAGGUGAUCAAUUGGAAGAACAAGAAGGGCGAUACAGUCUUGCACCUUGCUGCCGCCGCCAAAAAUUUCGAGGUGGUUGACUUCAUUCUUUGUGGGCAUGCUCUGGAGUUCGGGAUCGUGGAGGUGAACGCCUUGAACAAGAGUGGCUCAACCACUCUCGAUGUCUCAUCUCGCUCUGAUCGAGAGAUUAGAGAAAUCCUCGUGCGAGCCGGAGCCAAACACGGACAAUCAAACUUGCCCCCAUCACAAAUAGUCCUGGUGGACAGCGAUGGAGAUGAUAUCGAGGGAGCUACCAGCUAUCAAUCAGUCGUGAAACCUGCAGUCAAAAAUGAUCAUCCACCAUUAUCACUAUCAAAAGAUUCAAACCAAGGACUAGAGUCGUCAGGCGAUUUACACAGCGACUUGCUAGUUGUAGCCGUUCUCAUAGCAAGCGCAACCUAUCAAGCAGUGCUUCAGCCUCCAACCUUUCUUAAACAAGUCGAAAUUGGUACCAAGCAAGGCUUCCUUGCAUCAUACUCAUCUUUCCUGACAAGUACCACCGGGAGGAAUUUGGCUUUAUUAUCCUUCCUGAGCAGCAACACAUUCGGAUUCUUGCUUUCUGUUCAGACGAUCAUCGGUCUCACGAAAGAUCGUCCGCUGAAGUUGCCGCUGAUGCUCUCCACAUUGGCGAUGGUUUGGACUUACCUUAGCUGCAUGGUGAACGUGCCGUCCAGGUCGUUACUGGAUGAAAACUUCAGUCUUGUAGGAGCAGCAUUGAUAGGCACACUGGCGAUCCUGAUACCAGUUGUUCUUCUAUUGAUACAGAUUAAAAUAGCACGAUAUUUAGGUAAGGGGAUAGAAUUUCUUUCCCGGAUUAAUAUCCUAUGUCUUGGGGAUCAUCUGCCCCCAAGGUCUGGGCAAACAAAUCCAAACAGUAUGCAGCGCCCAAAUGGGGUUUAUCGACAACGCCAUGCAUCGAUCUGAUACCCUUGGUUCUCUCCAGUCGAUCAUGUAAUGUCCACGGAUGAUUCGCCCUAAUCUUGUUUUUCUUAUUGAAUGUGUCCUGACCUUGUAGUGGGUUUGUAUUUUAUUUUCUUAAGGGAAAGGUUAUGUUGCUACCAGGCAGCAGUGCUAACAUUGCUCCUCAACUCUGAUUCGUCUGUUUCAUGAGAGUUAAUAGUAGGAUUAUACUAGAGAUAGAUUCAAAAGAUCUGUGACUAAUCCCAUGAAGGAAUCAAA
Messenger RNA from Syzygium oleosum, 2010 nucleotides. RefSeq names its product ankyrin repeat-containing protein BDA1-like. The record is from RefSeq and is a predicted model, not a curated record. Lineage: Eukaryota; Viridiplantae; Streptophyta; Magnoliopsida; Myrtales; Myrtaceae. The coding region runs from base 199 to 1755 and encodes 518 amino acids. Gene Ontology annotation, molecular function: protein binding. The transcript has 2 exons.